AUGUACCGAUCCGACUACGAACACAAGAUUUUUAGUUUGCUGAACGACGAAAAAACCUACAGGAAACUCAACAAAGAUCCUACAGCUAGUAUUCAAGACAAAGUAAAUGAUUUGUUUACUCAUUGGCAAGAUCAAGGCUACAUUACAGAUGAACAAGGGACUUGGUACAGAAGAUACAACUCAGUGUGCUCAAAGAUGUAUGGUUUGAUUAAGAUCCACAAAAUUAAUCGACCUGCUAGACCUAUUGUUGCGAGUAUCAAUUCACCCACCUAUAAUUUGUCUAAAGUGUUUGCCAACGUGUUGAAAAAUGUGGUUGGUAAAUCUGGCAGAACGAUACGCAAUGCUACUGAACUAGUUUCGAAACUGAGACGGAUAAGGCUGCCAGCUAACUACAGGUUGAUUUCUUUAGAUGUUGUUUCGUUAUUUACCAACAUCCCUAACGAGCUUGUCUAUGCUGCUGUUCACAAACGCUGGACCAAAAUCAAGAAAUUCACCAACCUCCCCAAAGAUGAAUUCUUAGCAGGCAUUAAAGUUGUUCUCGAAGGAUGCUGUUUUCAAUUUAAUGAUCAAUUCUAUCGACAAAUAUUUGGUUCACCAAUGGGUUCGCCUGCCAGUCCAGUAUUUGCAGAUUUAGUACUCGAAAUCUUGGAAGAUGAUGUCAUCAAGAAACUGGGUUUCAAAUUACCCUUUUUCUGGCGUUAUGUCGAUGACAUUCUCACUGCGGUUCCCGUUGACAAAGUCGAAGAAAUUGUUUCAAAAUUUAACGAGUAUAAUGAACAUCUACAAUUCACUGUAGAGAAGGAAAAUAAUGGAAAAAUUUCGUUUUUGGAAGUCAUGUGCAUUCGAGAAGACAGAAGCGUCAAGACUGAUUGGUUUCACAAAGCUACUUGGUCCGGUCGAUAUUUAAACUUCAAAUCGCAUCUUCCAAUGAGUUAUAAACGAAACACCGUUACAUUACUUGCUAAGAAAAUUUUGGAAUUAUCCGAGCCUGAAUAUCAUGACAAGAAUUUCGAUUUGCUAAAAACGACGUUAAGAGAAAAUUUGUAUCCGGUUAAACUAAUAGAAGAGUUAGUCAAGUCUGUACGAGAUAAGUUUGCUGCUCAUACUAUUGACAAAUUGGAUCGAAAAGAGAAAUUACCAAUUGUUGCUAUACCUUAUGUUAAAGGCCUUUUCGAAAAGCUGAAAUCGGUCUGCAAAGAUGACUUAUUGUUAGUUGGCAAAAGUAACAACAAUUUGAAGAUUCCUUGUUUAGCAAGCUUAAAGACAGCACUCCGAAACUGUUGCAAUCCGAAUUGA
Molecule: messenger RNA, 1296 nt
Organism: Bradysia coprophila
Lineage: Eukaryota; Metazoa; Arthropoda; Insecta; Diptera; Sciaridae
Source: RefSeq, a predicted model, not a curated record